GAUCCCUGGCUUCCUCCGGAGUUCAUCUCAACACUGCCUGAAAUUACACAUGAGAAACCUCCACAGGGCUUCUGCCCAGCCCUUGGGGUGGAGGUUACAGAGCCUUAGAGGAGGGGCCGUCCCUGCAGCCCCCAGGCCCCCCUUCCCUCACCUCUAGCCUCCCCAUCCCCCACCCCUGCUGGGUGGGAAGUCGGUUGGCUCAGGCUGCCCCAGGCCACCAGCCCUACAAGUUAAUGAUCACAGGCCUUAUCAGAGCCUUUUGCCAUUUAUAAAUUUAUAAAACAAAAGAGAAAUAAUAAAGCCUGUGGGUAAUUAGUAACCAGGUCAGCUCUGCUGAGGAGAGGGGAGGCAUUGGGCUCAGACCCACUGAGAUCUCUGGGAGCUGGGGAGCCAGCCAGGGGGUGGGCGUGCAGAGCAGGGAGGCCCCUGGUGAGGUAGGGGCCUGAGGCUGUGCUGGAAAGGGGAGCACUUCCCGCCCUGAAGAAUCUGUUUCCCUCAGGAGACUGCGAGCCACCUGCAGCUGUUUGCACAACUUUGAAUCCAUUAACUGCUGCGUCCCCGGCUGCCAGGUGGCUGAGCCGGUGACUCUGGGACUGAAGGUUAAGGAAAUGACGGAUGACUGGGGGCUGCAGUGGGGAGUCAUCACCUGAACUGGAAAGGCCAGCAUGAUUAGAGGGGCCUAUUCCCUGGUGGAUUCCAGUCAGGUGUCUACAUUUCUGAUUUCCAUUCUGCUUAUAGUCUAUGGUAGUUUCAGGUCCCUUAAUAUGGACUUUGAAAAUCAAGAUAAGGAGAAAGACAAUAACAGUUCUUCUGGGUCUUUCAAUGGCAACAGCACCAAUAAUAGUAUCCAAACUAUUGACUCUACCCAGGCCCUGUUCCUUCCAAUUGGAGCAUCUGUCUCUCUCCUAGUAAUGUUCUUCUUCUUUGACUCAGUUCAAGUAGUUUUUACAAUAUGUACAGCAGUUCUUGCAACAAUAGCUUUUGCUUUUCUUCUUCUCCCGAUGUGCCAGUAUUUAACAAGACCCUGUUCACCUCAGAACAAGAUUUCCUUUGGUUGCUGUGGGCGUUUCACUGCUGCUGAGCUACUAUCGUUCUCUUUGUCUGUCAUGCUCGUCCUCAUAUGGGUUCUCACUGGCCAUUGGCUUCUCAUGGAUGCCUUGGCCAUGGGUCUCUGUGUCGCCAUGAUCGCCUUCGUCCGUCUGCCCAGCCUCAAGGUCUCCUGCCUGCUGCUCUCAGGGCUUCUAAUCUACGAUGUCUUUUGGGUGUUCUUCUCCGCCUACAUCUUCAAUAGCAACGUCAUGGUGAAGGUGGCCACACAACCGGCUGACAAUCCCCUUGACGUUCUGUCCCGGAAGCUCCACUUGGGGCCCAAUGUUGGGCGCGAUGUUCCUCGCCUAUCUCUGCCUGGAAAACUGGUCUUCCCCAGCUCCACUGGCAGUCACUUCUCCAUGUUGGGCAUUGGAGACAUCGUGAUGCCUGGACUCCUGUUGUGUUUUGUCCUUCGUUACGACAACUACAAAAAGCAAGCCAAUGGUGACUCCUGCAGUGCCUCUGGGCCCGCCAACAUCUCUGGACGCAUGCAGAAGGUUUCCUACUUUCACUGCACCCUCAUUGGCUACUUUGUAGGUCUGCUCACUGCUACUGUGGCAUCUCGAAUUCACCGAGCAGCCCAGCCCGCCCUUCUCUAUUUGGUGCCAUUUACCUUAUUGCCACUCCUCACAAUGGCCUAUUUAAAGGGUGACCUACGGCGGAUGUGGUCUGAGCCUUUCCACUCCAAGUCCAGCAGCUCCCGAUUCCUAGAAGUAUGAUGGAUCACAGAGAGUGACCAGAUGGCUUCUAAGUCCUUUUCUGUCAACUCGUGGUUUUGUUUCCUCUUAGAGCUGGCCUGGUACUUGGAGAUGUACCUGUCUAAGGACUGCUGUGUGACCGGAUUUUGCAUUUGCAGGAGCGAGGUGCUGGAGCCCUGUGUGGUUCUUUCUCUUCCCGCCGUUGGAGUGGUGGAGCCCCUCCUGAAAGGACAGGCCCUCCCUAGCGCUCCUUCCUCCCCCAUUUUUAUGGAUCUGCACCAGACUGUUACCUCUGGGGGAUGGAGAUGUGACUGUUGAAACUGACACCGGCAAGGAGUCGUUCUGUACCUUUGAACACUAAAAGGAUGAGAAACAUUAGCAAACUGGUUUCUUCAGUGAACCCUCAAGAACUUUGGGACCAGUUUCCUAUGGGGGACUCAGUUUCAGAGAACUGAGACAGAAGCUCUUCUGUCGUUAUAUUCUUUCCUUUUUUUGGAUUUAUUAAAUAUUUUCUGUGGUGUGAAGUGACUUAUUAAAUCCACAGACAUUGAGUGACUUCUUACAACAUACACACAAGAAUCUGUUGUAAUAAGCUCAUGUCCACCCGGAUAUGUUGGCAGUGAACAGGGGCACGGUUUUUAUACAUACAUACCUACACACACAUGCACAUAGAUAUAUAUGAACAAACGAAAAUUAAAACCUGCUAAGAUCAUGCUGUGUAGCAGACAGGGGCUUGCUGUAAUUUUUAGCAUGUAGAGCAGUUCACUCUGGCUUCCUUGUAUAUGGGUCAGCUGCUGUCUUUCCCUCCACAACCGAACGUGCAGUUAAAGACCAGUAUAGUAUUUGUACUGAUAUAUUCAUGGACUUUAGGGGGGGCUGUCAUUUGGUUUUGAUCAGUGUAGCAAAUUAGGGAUGAAAAGUUAAAACUUUUUGGCCCUUUUUUUUGUUUUUACAGGCUUCUCCCUUGCAGGGCUUUGGUAGUUUCUUCUUGAACCAAUGCAUGUAUUAUAGCAGCAGGUGUCUUUGUGCUUUCUGAUCAUAGUAAUGUACUACUUGUAAAUACAUUUUUCUAUUUUCUAUU
Sus scrofa (pig) is the source of this 2868-nucleotide messenger RNA. The record is from RefSeq and is a predicted model, not a curated record. Lineage: Eukaryota; Metazoa; Chordata; Mammalia; Artiodactyla; Suidae.